AUGGGUGAAUUCAACGAGAAGAAGGAGACAUGCGGCACCGUCUGCCUCAAGUAUCUGCUGUUCACCUACAACUGCUGCUUCUGGCUGGCCGGCCUGGCUGUCAUGGCAGUGGGCAUUUGGACACUGGCCCUCAAGAGCGACUACAUUAGUCUGCUGGCUUCAAACACCUACCUAGCCACAGCCUACAUCUUAGUGGUGGCCGGUGUUGUUGUCAUGGUGACUGGAGUCCUGGGCUGCUGUGCCACUUUCAAGGAGCGACGGAACCUGUUACGCUUGUACUUCAUCCUGCUCCUCAUCAUCUUCCUGCUGGAGAUCAUUGCUGGCAUCCUGGCCUAUGUCUAUUACCAGCAGCUGAACACAGAGCUCAAGGAGAAUCUGAAGGACACCAUGAUCAAGAAAUACCAACAGCCAGGCCACGAGGGUGUGACCAAUGCUGUAGACAAGCUGCAGCAGGAGUUCCACUGUUGUGGCAGCAACAAUUCUCAAGACUGGCAAAACAGUGAGUGGAGCCACUCUGGGAAGGCGGACGGCCGUGCAGUUCCUGAUAGCUGCUGUAAGACUGUGGUACCCAAAUGUGGUAGGCGGGACCACGCCUCCAACAUCUAUAAAGUAGAGGGUGGCUGUAUCAGUAAGCUGGAGACCUUUAUCCAGGAGCACCUGCGCGUCAUCGGGGCUGUGGGCAUCGGCAUUGCCUGUGUGCAGGUCUUCGGCAUGCUCUUCACCUGCUGCUUGUACAGAAGCCUCAAGCUGGAGCACUACUGACCACGGUGCCAGGCAGGCUGCCAGCCUCGCACUAUGUCCUACCCCACUACGAAGUACUACUGAGUUAGACCGCUGACCGCCAGAGAGGUAGCUGUCCUCAUGCCAUCACUGUGGCCCCUGGUGACCCCACCUAAGGGGUGGCUUCAAGUGCCUUUCACUGUAUACCAAAGUCCCAAGGCUUGAGGCCCUGUACUUGCCCCAGUGUAAGAGGGGCAGGUAUGCCAGUGUUGGGCUAGGCCUCGCUGGUAGAAUAGGUUUUAGAUUAUUUGAUAAAAGUGCCUCUUGCCCACAGGCUACUUUCCUGCAGGUAGCUGUGAUUUACAGUAAGUUUGGGGAGAACUUGUGUAUACCACCUGCAUGGUGGGUAGAAGUGGAUGGGAAGGGGCCUUUCUGGGUGAGCUAGGUACCUUUCAUGUCUGCCGCUGGGAACCCUCAGAUCUGCUUACCCCAAACCAAUGGGGCAAGCUGAAGGGAACUCCAUCCAACCCCACUGUAUAUGCCCUGACCUCUCCACCCAGGCCUUUCUUGCUCCUGACAGCUUGGCCCUGGCUUUUCCCCACUUCUGAGAUCAUGCAAAUGCCCCAUGUUCCUGUACACUGUCUCCUUUUGGAACAUCUUUGCACGGGGCAUGGCUGUUUUUCAUCCACUGCUGUAUCCCACAUGCCCACACAUGCUCCUGCUAUGUAACAGGUGCUCAAUAAAAUGUAUAACAGUC
This is a messenger RNA of Chionomys nivalis (European snow vole), 1477 nucleotides long. It is a transcript of the gene Cd151, whose product is annotated as CD151 molecule (Raph blood group). The transcript is spliced from 7 exons. Bases 1 to 762 code for a protein of 253 amino acids. The record is from RefSeq and is a predicted model, not a curated record. Lineage: Eukaryota; Metazoa; Chordata; Mammalia; Rodentia; Cricetidae. Gene Ontology annotation, cellular component: membrane.